GAUCUGACCGGGAUUGGACGCCGGCCUGGGCGAGGUCGCCCUGCGGGAGCUCAGGUCCCAGCCUUCCCGGCCCGCGCCGCGCCCCUGAGGUCUCCCGGCCGAGCCCCCGCGAGGGGCCUGACGGCGUGGACAGGGCUGGGAGCAGGAGGAAGGGUCCCAGGACGACCCUGACGAUGGUGACGCCUGGAUGCGGACUCCUGGCUCCGCCUGUCCGAAACCACCUCGGGGUCGCACUUUAGAGUCACCACCACCGGCGACACCAGGCUCCACCCGGACCCUUCCCGGACGUGGGUUCGGAGCCUUGACCCCACCCCCGGGCCCCCAUUGGCCCGACCGGGCGGGGGCGAGGCCGGGGUGGUGCGGGCGACAGGGUCUGGCUGAGGCCGGUGCAGGUCCGCGCCGCCGGAUCGCCCCGAGCUCUCGCGCCGCAGCAGCCCGGGGCGGAUUAGCCGACGGUGCGGGUCUCGGGAAUAGCUCCAGUUCCGAGGCGGCGGCGGCGGCCGCGUCCACAGGGCCCCAAGCAGAGACAGGUGCCUCGGGAGUGCCCUGGGGCCCUAGCCGUCGCCGCGGACGACAACUGCCCGGUCCCGCCGGCCGUCGAGCCCAGCCCACCGCUCGCCGUCCGGGCGGUCCCGGGCUCCGGUCCCAGCCGCGGAGCCGAUGCGCGUCCGCUGAGCGCCCAGCCCGGCCCGCCAUGGCCGCGCGCCCCGGGCCGCUCUGGCUCCUGGGCCUGGCUCUGUGCGCGCUGGGCGGCGGCCCCGGCCCGCGCCCCCCGCCCGGCUGUCCCCAGCGUCGCCUGGGAGCGCGCGAGCGCCGCGACAUGCAGCGCGAGAUCCUGGCGGUGCUCGGGCUGCCCGGGCGGCCCCGGCCCCGCGCGCCACCCGCCGCCUCCCGCCUGCCCGCGUCCGCGCCGCUCUUCAUGCUGGACCUGUACCGCGCCAUGGCCGGCGACGACGACGACGACGACGCCGGGGCCCCUGAGCGGCGCCUGGGCCGCGCAGACCUGGUCAUGAGCUUCGUCAACAUGGUGGAGCGCGACCACGCCCUGGGCCGCCAGGAGCCCCACUGGAAGGAGUUUCUCUUCGACCUGACUCAGAUCCCAGCGGGGGAGGCGGUGACAGCUGCCGAGUUCCGGAUCUACAAGGAGCCCAGCACGCAGCUGGUCAACAGGACCCUGCACGUCAGCACGUUCCAGGUGGUCCAGGAGCACUCCAACAGGGAGUCUGACUUGUUCUUUUUGGAUCUUCAGACGCUCCAGGCUGGGGACGAGGGCUGGCUGGUGCUGGACGUCACGGCAGCCAGUGACCGCUGGCUGUUGAGCCGUCACAAGGACCUGGGACUCCGCCUCUAUGUGGAGACGGAGGACGGGCUCAGCGUGGAUCCCGGCCGGGCCGGGCUGCUGGGGCAGCGGGCACCGCGCUCCCGCCGGCCAUUCAUGGUCACUUUCUUCAGGGCCAGCCCGAGCCCUGGACGCGCCCCUCGGGCCCUGAGGCCGCUGAAGAGGAGGCAGCCGAAGAGAACCAACGAGCUGCCGCAGCCCAACAAGCUGCCGGGGAUCUUCGAUGCUGUCCACGGCUCCAACGGCCGGCAGGUGUGCCGUCGGCACGAGCUCUACGUCAGCUUCCGGGACCUCGGCUGGCUGGACUGGGUCAUCGCCCCCCAAGGCUACUCGGCCUAUUACUGUGAGGGCGAGUGCUCCUUCCCCCUGGACUCCUGCAUGAACGCCACCAACCACGCCAUCCUGCAGUCCCUGGUGCACCUGAUGAAGCCAGACGCGGUCCCCAAGGCGUGCUGCGCGCCCACCAAGCUGAGCGCCACCUCCGUGCUCUACUACGACAGCAGCAACAACGUGAUCCUGCGCAAGCACCGCAACAUGGUGGUCAAGGCCUGCGGCUGCCACUGAGCCCGGCCGCCACCGGCUGCGGCCAGCCCUCCCCAUCUGGCUGAGAAGAGUGAAGCAGCAGAAACCUGGCCACAGUGUGGUAUCUUCAUGGAUCUGAAUCCAAAGCACUGACCACAGAUGAACAGGUGGGGCCAACUCAGGAAAAACUGAACGAACAUGGGUUAGCCCGAGAGCCGAGAGUCCUGUCUCCCCGGGCUUCCUGCCUGUGCCGCUGCUGCCACCUGGGGACGACGUUGCUACUUUGCUUUGGAGAAACAGAAGCAUCUUGGAGGUUUCCAACUGAUCCGUGUCUCUGCCAACACACAGGUCCGUGGGAGCUCAGCUCCAUUCUUUCUGCUGAGCAAACGCGGUGGCAUCGGGUGGCCUGCGAUGACAUUGCACUGCACGGUGCCUGCAUCUCGUUUCCCUCCUGCAGGCAGAUAGCAAUCAUUGGUCCUGGUAUUUUUUUCUUCCAAAUCUGGGCUGCAUUUGUGAAUGGUCAGCAGAGGACUUCAGGCAGCCGCUGUCAACCUAUCAGCAUGGGAAGUGAAAACUGCGCCAUCCUCUGCCACUUUGUGAAGCGUCUGCAACUCUGGCAGGCUGUGGGCAGGCCUCGGGGCUUGUUAGCACCUGUAUGUGCCCACAAGUUGCCAAAAACAGGCUGGUCACCCAAGGUUGUGUCACUCUGGGUGCAGAAGAGCCCUGUCUGGUUUCUCAGACCUGAGUCAAAGAGAAGGCCCCUGUCCCCGGGAGUGACAGGCGGCAAUUAGGCUGAGUUGGGUGGGGACCCUCGUCUCAGCCUGCACCGUUCCGGAAACCGCUGUUCUCCCCGGAGCAGCGCUGGGAGUCCCAGUGUUUAUUUGAUUUCUACUUGCUAAGCCUGUAAUUUACCUGCUGGGACAGACAGAGUCCAGCUGUCUGAACCCUGUCAUUAAAAGCGGAUCCUGGGUCCACCCCGACCACAGGCACGCCCAGCAGAGGUGGCACCGCCGUGCUCCCAAGGAUGCAUCUCGGGCUCACCCUCCACACCCCUGAGGAUGGGCUGAGCAGGGGUGGGGGCUGGGGCUGUGCUGUGAGACAGCUGCCCUGCACCUGCCCCUGGGAGGGCCUCUGUGUGCAUGCCCAUGCCUGGAGCUGGUCAGUUCCCUAACAAAGUAGGGCACCAAUUCUGGCAUGGAGGGAAGAUGUGACUCGUAGGGAACAUCCUUACCUGGGCCUCUGUUUUCCAUCUGUAAUCCAAGGGAAUCACAGUUUGAUGCAGCCUCACGGCCCUGAGUAUGGAGCCCAGGUGGCUGUGAUGAAUGGAAGCCAUCACAGAACACAGGAGCUGUUUGCAGUCAGAGUUCAUCUGACAAACCUCUCUUCUCAACAGAUACAGCACUGCCUUUUAGACAGCUGCAAGUUUUAAAAGAACCAAUUAUUUUGACAAUGACAUUUUCACUUCUCCUGGUUAUCUUCAGUGCCCAGCCAUGGUUACGGGGUGCACCAGGAACAUCUGUCAGAUUACCCAAAGGUUUGUAGGCCUGGAGUCCACUUACCCAUCCAUCAAGCUGUGCCUAACAGGAACCAAUCAGUUACAGGCUUCCUUUUUCAUGUAGAACUACUGAAAAGCAGUAAGGCCUCACCUGCCUGCUAGGCUGUCAGACUUCAAGCAAUUUCUGCCAUCCAGAUGGUCACCAAAUGAAAUCAAACAGAAAAAGCCCUAGAGCCAUGCCUGGAUACAAAAGCCAUGAUUUCCUCCCAUGAGUUACCUAUUAUGCAGCAUGGCAGGUGCAGCGGGCGGCCAGGCUGGCAGCAUGGACACCGGUGUUUCCCUUUUGCUUGCUCAGGGCUGUGCCAGACUAGAAAGAAGGUUCAGUCAGAGCGGUCAGAUCUGAUCCACUGACACUGAUGAGAAAUCGGUGAGGACACUGACAGAAACAGGCUCAGAAGUGCCCACAGUGGGAGGCCUUGCACUGCCAUACUGGCCUGGAAGCCAUGUCAUCAGGUUUUUUUAUUCUGUUUUCUCUUUGACAGGCAGAGUGGACAGUGAGAGAGAGAAAGGUCUUCCUUUUUCCAUUGGUUCACCCCCCAAUGGCCGCUGUGGCCGGUGCACCGUGCUGAUCCGAAGCCAGGAGCCAGGUGCCUCUCCUGGUCUCCCAUGCGGGUGCAGGGCCCAAGCACUUGGGCCAUCCUCCACUGCACUUCCGGGCCAUAGCAGAGAGCUGGCCUGGAAGAGGGGCAACCGGGACAGAAUCCGGCGCCCCAACCGGGACUAGAACCUGGGGUGCCAGUGCCACAGGCAGAGGAUUAGCCUAGUGAGCUGCGGCGCCAGCCAGGUUAUCUGUCUUCUAAGACAGGGAAGUAAGACGUUCUAGAAAAAUUCCUAAGAAACAAGAAAAGAGGCGGCAUAGCCAGAGUCCAGAUUUUAAAAAGAUUUAACUCCAAGAAUGGUUUUGCCUUUUUCUCUGUAGAGCAGGGUACUUGUUCUCUCCUCUCUGCGCUAUGUUAAAGAUUGGUUGCACACAAACAUUUGGGAUGUGGGAUGUACAAAGGCUUAACAAGUGGUAUCUGUUAGUGAUCUCACAAAUGAAUUCGCUCCCUUGGAGCGUCCAUUGAAACAAGUGUUCUGCAAAUGGUGCUGUAUUUCAGAGUUGUGGUAAGGAAAAAAAAAGACUCAAUACCUGGUGGUAUUCCUGGGAGAGCAGGACUCAGAUUCUCAACACCUUUAGAGGCCUGGUCAGCGUCUGGUGAGGCCGGCAGUGGCCCAGAUGAAACCCCUCCUGUGUCUGAGACACCAGGACCCCACAUCCCACAUCCCACUCCACUGGGGGCCUCCCCGGCAGUCUGAAUGGGGGCAUCUACUACUUACGGGGCAUUCUACUACUUAGGAGAAAGCCUUACACUAGCACUUGAUCCACUUUCUAAAACGUUUUCCAUUUUUUCCUCCAAGCUGCAUUAAUUAAAAAAAUAAAACAUAAUUCAAAUCACCACAGCUUUGACUCAGAUAAGCACGUAAGUACCUUGGUGGCUUCAUUUCUAGGCUUUGUUCUUAAAAUAAAUGUUUAGAUACUAUAGAAAUUUUUGCAAAAUUGGGAUCACACUGUAAAUUCCUUUGUGAUGUGCUUUCCCUCCUUUAUAAUGAAAAUCUGUUAAUAAAUACUGUUUGAAAACA
Oryctolagus cuniculus (rabbit) is the source of this 5036-nucleotide messenger RNA. The record is from RefSeq and is a predicted model, not a curated record. Lineage: Eukaryota; Metazoa; Chordata; Mammalia; Lagomorpha; Leporidae.